AUGCCCCCGAAGAAGUCGGGCACAGCAACCACAGCGCUCAAGAAACUGCGCGGAAGACCGCCACGGAAACAAGCACAGAGCCAUUCACAGACACAGACUCAACAACAAUCCAAGACAGCUGAAGCUACGACUAUUGUCACGCAGCAGCAGAGCCAAGAGCUGACACAAUCACUACUACUAGCCUCGAUAUCUUCAAUUCUCCAUCUCAGAGAUUUGAUAAACCCCGCAUGUUUCAAGCUGGCACACUUCGAUGUUAGCUCUUCCGAGCUAUGGUCAUAUGAAGACUGGAAGACCGGCGACGUGACAACAGAGCAUAACAACCAUACUCAAUCCCUACAUUUGUUGCAGAGAGGAGAUAGUGCCAAGACACAAGCAUUCAUGGACUACAUUGAAAAUGGUGCCUUCGAUGCAAUCCAGCGAGGCUUCCUCCGUUCGUUUCAGCUGAAAAUCUUCGCGGAUCCUGACCAUCAAGAGAAUGUCUUGGAAACGCAUACGCUGAAUUUCAGUUAUCACCGUCCCGCCGGAUCCACUAAUCGUGUGGUAAGUGGCAUGGAAAUGACAGGCCCAGAUGGAAGACGCCUUAGCCUUGUGAACUUGAAGAUUGGGUUUGCAGAAUUCGUUCGCAGUCUUUCCACAUACGUGAGCAACCUACCGGAGCUUCCGGAACAACGGUUUUUCAAACCAAAGCUCUUCUACACAGAUGAUUGUCCAGACGACUAUCAAGCCCCUGGCUUCUGCGCACCAAAGUCAACUGUCGUCAAUUUCCCCAGGAACGAAGAGCUAGAGAAGAAAACCUACCAGCUGAACAGCUACAACGGAGGGUUUCACGAUGUCAACAUGACCAUUUCCCACAUGCAGUGGUCGAAUCAGAGCGAUGGCGCCAUCCCUCCUGAAUCUGAUUUGAUAUAUUCUGAGUCGGUUUCCUCCACAUCUGAUGUAGCUGAUGAGACUGCGAAAUCGACAUCAUCUUUUCAAGACCAAGCAGCACUCAGCACUGGUAGUCAUAGGAAGACACCGACCAAGGAUGCAGCCCGGGCCGAGCUGAAUAGUCAAGACAGGCAAGAAAGGCGGACGCUGGAGAAGCUGAGACAGCAAUCAGAAUCCCAAGCUCAUGACACCCAACUUGAGGAGAACAACCGUGCAGCAUUCGAGGUUGCAAAUGUGAAAACUCAAGAGCCCAUUAGGCCAAAACUCAAGCAAACGAAAGUCGAAGAGCUCAAUAAGAAAAAGCGCCUGAGAGACGCAGAUGGAAAAGACCAAAGCAACAAGACCGACCAGAUAUCGUGUCAAUGCGGAUGGAACGAGGAAGAAGAGGAAAAUAUGGUCUAUUGCGCUUCAGAUCCCCGAAUUCCUCGUCAACACGCGUGCUAUCGCUGCUUGGAAGAGGUUGCAGCCGGCGGUCCAGCCGGCGGUCCAGAACGAAGAAGGCUCAGGGAGCUUAAAAGCUUUACACUGCUUCGGAGGGCCAUCCGCGUCAUCGAAACUCAUGGGUUCCAUGACGAUGCUUCGUUCGCUAAGGAUCUCGGAGGCUGUGAUCUCCAAACCGCUUCCGAUGUAUUCGUGAGGCUUCUUUCUGAGAAGGUGGUGAUCACAUCAGACGGCAGCAGGACGAAAUCCCUGAAGAAGACGAAGGGAUCUCGCUACCAUAUUGCGCCAGAACAUUCGGAAAUGAUGGAAAAAUUCUUCAAUCCACUUUAUAAUAUUGAAGACUACUAUGAAGUUGUCGAGUCUCCUGAGUACCCCAAGGUGGAAAAUCCCACAAGAGCCGCGUCUCAAAAAGACGGAGGUGGUUACACUGGAAAACUGCAAACCUUCCACAAAGCUGCGAUUCCUGAAGAUUCCACUGGCGGAUAUUCUCUUCUUCCCGAAAGGGGUCCACAGCACCGAUCUCGACCAGAGCCGCACGAGGAUCUUGAUAGUGAUACUCUGCAAAACACCCACACGACAACGUCACCACCAACGAGCUCCAAAUUACCGUCGUAUUCCGCAAUGUCAUCCUCGCAACAUCUGUCGUCCUCGCGUACCAGCGCCUCACGAACGUCGGCAUCUGCAACCAGCAAGCGCGCAUCAUCGUCGUUGCCCAAAGCGCCCGCAACCAUCCACCCAUCGGCAAUCAUCGCCAGCCAUGCAGUGUUGACAGGUCACCACGCUAUCACCAUCGCUGCUGGCGCGGUCAUCCAUCCAAACGCCAAGAUUACGUCACUGCAUGGCCCUGUUGUGAUCGGCGAGGGGUGUAUUGUGUACGAGAAAGCUACCGUUGGAAUCCCGGAGCUGGAAGGCGGCCAGGGCAGGGGCGUGGUGCUGGACAAGAACGUGGUCGUCGAGGCCAGCGCGGUGGUUCAGGCGGCCCUAGUAGGCGAGGGCACGAUCAUCGGGACGGAUGCAAAAGUAGGCUUGGGGAGUGCCGUAGGAAUGUUUUGCCAACUCGCCCCGCGCACAGAGCUCCCACCUCAUUCCGAGCUUCCCGACUACAUGGUUGUGUAUGGAUCGAACCAGCGCCGGCUGAACCAUUCGUUGCAGACUCGCCCGGCGGUCAUGGAGCUCGUGAAGCGCGCGCACGAGAAGAAGCUCCACGCCUUGAUGCGACUCAUUCCGAACAACGCGGCGAAAUGGCAGUAA
Molecule: messenger RNA, 2619 nt
Organism: Lasiodiplodia theobromae
Lineage: Eukaryota; Fungi; Ascomycota; Dothideomycetes; Botryosphaeriales; Botryosphaeriaceae
Product: Pyridoxal phosphate-dependent enzyme beta subunit
Exons: 15
Coding region: 1-2619 (872 amino acids)
Biological process (GO): synaptonemal complex assembly; meiotic recombination checkpoint signaling
Cellular component (GO): nucleus
Source: RefSeq, a predicted model, not a curated record